Molecule: messenger RNA, 1913 nt
Organism: Gracilinanus agilis (Agile Gracile Mouse Opossum)
Lineage: Eukaryota; Metazoa; Chordata; Mammalia; Didelphimorphia; Didelphidae
Gene: PHYKPL
Product: 5-phosphohydroxy-L-lysine phospho-lyase
Exons: 13
Coding region: 1-1353 (450 amino acids)
Cellular component (GO): mitochondrion
Molecular function (GO): transaminase activity; pyridoxal phosphate binding
Source: RefSeq, a predicted model, not a curated record
AUGGCAGUGAAGAGACACACCAAGCAGGAGACCCUGGCCCUGCGGAAGCAGCUUAUCGGCAGUUCCUGCCAUCUUUUUUAUUCUGAUGAUCCUGUGAAGAUUGUCCGGGGCCAAGGCCAGUACAUGUACGAUGAGAAAGGGACGGAAUACCUUGACUGCAUCAACAACGUGGCUCAUGUUGGGCACUGCCACCCUCACGUGGUCCAAGCUGCGCAUGAACAAAAUGGAGAGCUCAACACCAAUAGCCGAUUUCUACAUGACAACAUAGUGAAUUACGCCCACAGGCUGUCCCAAACGCUGCCCAGGAAACUCUGUGUGUUCUACUUCCUGAACUCAGGGUCGGAAGCCAAUGACCUGGCCCUGCGGCUGUCGCGCCAGUAUACUGGACACCGAGAUGUGGUGGUGAUUGACCAUGCUUACCACGGGCACCUGACCUCCCUCACUGAUAUAAGCCCUUACAAGUUCCGGGAACUGGACGGACAGCCGGACUGGGUCCACGUGGUCCCCCUCCCAGAUAUCUACCGGGGCAUUUACCGGGAAGACCACCCAGAUCCAGCCACGGCAUACGCAGACGAAGUGAAGAAAGUGAUCGACGAGGCCGAGGAUAAGGGCAGGAAGAUCGCGGCCUUUUUUGCUGAGUCUCUGCCCAGCGUGGGAGGCCAGAUCAUUAUCCCGCCUGGCUAUUUCCAGAAGGUAGCAGAGCACAUCCGGAACGCUGGAGGAGUUUUUGUGGUUGAUGAGAUUCAAGUUGGCUUUGGCCGAGUAGGCAAGUACUUCUGGGCCUUCCAACUGCAGGGGGAGGACUUUGUCCCUGACAUCGUCACUAUGGGCAAGCCCAUUGGCAACGGCCACCCCAUCGCCUGUGUGGCCACGACCCAGGACAUUGCUACAGCCUUUGGUUCCACGGGUGUCGAGUACUUCAACACGUUUGCGGGAAGCCCUGUUUCCUGUGCAGUGGGUUUGGCAGUGUUGGACGUCCUAGAGAAGGAGCACCUCCAGGCCCAUGCUGACCAUGUGGGAGAGUUCCUGAUGGGGCUGCUGAAGGAGCAGCGGGAGAAGCAUCCCAUCAUUGGCGAUGUCAGGGGUGUUGGGUUGUUCAUUGGUGUGGAUCUGAUCAAAGAUAAGGCAACAAGGACGCCAGCCACAGAAGAAGCUGAUUAUUUGAUUUCUAAGUUAAAGGAUAACCAUAUUUUGUUGAGCACAGAUGGACCUGGAGGAAACGUCCUGAAAUUUAAGCCUCCAAUGUGCUUCAAUAUGGACGAUGCCAGAUUAGUUGCAAACAAAAUUGACACAAUUUUAACAGAAAUGGAGAAAACCAUGAGCAGCUGUGAAACCCUUCAAAGUCCCGAAUGAGCUGGCUAGGUCUUCCCUGGGAAACCUGGGUUCAGAGAAUAUCCCAAAAGGUGCUUCGAACCCUGCCAGUUCAUCCCAAGGUGACAAGAAAUUCUAUCUAACUCGAUCUAGUCACCAAAAAUUUACCUUGUAACAGCGGCUAAAACAACCAGACCUGUUAAAGCCAAACAAAAGCUUCUGUUGCCAUACACCUUAACAAUUCUGGUGAGCACAGGCUGGAAGGCAAAUGGGCCAGUAAUGAGACCCAAACUUCUUUUCCCCAAGAUAUUCAUCCCCACCCACAUUUUUAGGUGUUAUACACUAUAGCCACACUAACCGCUCUAUUACUGUUAUUAAAGGCAUCAGACGUUGGGUCAAAGUGGUUAGAAAAUUAAGUUCAGAAAAGAAAACAGGGAAGAUGUCAAUCCUGGUUUCUACCAUUUUGCCUUGGGACAAAUGACUCAACUCUGCUCUGGGCCUUAUUUAGGCUUGAAGACCUAAAUGUCUUCUUCUAUGGAAUGUUUUAAACAUGUCUGUCUGUCCAAAUUUGUUUCAACAAUUAAAGCCACCAUGAAAUGCCU